This is a messenger RNA of Hemiscyllium ocellatum (epaulette shark), 645 nucleotides long. RefSeq names its product putative claudin-24. Gene Ontology annotation, molecular function: structural molecule activity. NCBI's taxonomy places the organism in Eukaryota, Metazoa, Chordata, Chondrichthyes, Orectolobiformes, Hemiscylliidae. Gene Ontology annotation, biological process: bicellular tight junction assembly; cell adhesion. The record is from RefSeq and is a predicted model, not a curated record. Bases 1 to 645 code for a protein of 214 amino acids. The transcript has a single exon. Gene Ontology annotation, cellular component: bicellular tight junction; plasma membrane.
AUGAGUACAAAGUUGUGCCAGUGUCAGUGUGCGGGCUUUUGCCUGUCGCUCCUUGGCUGGAUCUGCUCUUUGGCAGCGACGGUGCUGCCUCAGUGGCUGACCAGGAACACCGACUUGCUGCAGAGCGAGAUAUUCUUUGUUGGCAUGUGGGAAACGUGUGUGGCCCAGGACGAGGGUCCGGUCCAGUGCAAAGCGUACGACAGCCUCCUGGGCAUGCCAGACGACAUCCAGCUCACUCGGAUUCUCAUGUGCGUCUCCGUGGCGCUCGGUCUGUUGGCCUUGCUCUUCACCCUGUCCGGAUUGGACUCCAUCACUUGCUGCAGUGACCAGGAGACCACCAAGGGGAGGUUAGCCGUCGGCGGGGGAGUGUCCUUCCUGCUCGCUGGAAUUACAACCCUCGCCCCGGUCUCCUACAUGGCCCACCUGACCGUGGUCAACUUCUGGGAUACUGCCGUCCCCGAGUUUGUGCCGCGGUGGGAGUUUGGCCCAGCCUUGUUCAUCGGGUGGUUGGGUGGCUUCCUUCUUGUCUUCGGAGGCCUCCUGCUAAUCACAUCCCAGUGCUGCUUUCGCCAAUCCGAGGGGAACCUCCAGCUGCAACCACUACCUGUGAAGAGAGCUCUGUGGCACAAAACAGAAUAUGUCUGA